Messenger RNA from Candida tropicalis MYA-3404, 1386 nucleotides. RefSeq names its product palmitoyltransferase. Gene Ontology annotation, biological process: peptidyl-L-cysteine S-palmitoylation; protein targeting to membrane. Bases 1 to 1386 code for a protein of 461 amino acids. Gene Ontology annotation, molecular function: protein-cysteine S-palmitoyltransferase activity. Gene Ontology annotation, cellular component: Golgi apparatus; endoplasmic reticulum. The transcript has a single exon. The record is from RefSeq and is a predicted model, not a curated record. NCBI's taxonomy places the organism in Eukaryota, Fungi, Ascomycota, Pichiomycetes, Serinales, Debaryomycetaceae.
AUGCAUAAUCAAUUACAAAUCAUUAUCAACAACCAAACCAGGGAUUAUCAACAGGAGUUCUAUAUGAGUAUACCACCAAGUAGGUCGUCUGUUGAUGACGUAACUACUAAGUAUGAACUAUCUUCAUUAGACGAUUCUACUUUUAAUCGACCUUCUUCCCAAUUCACCCGAUCAUUGGCACUCAAAAAAAUAUCACCUUCAUUAUCACCACAAUAUGAAGAUCAACAAUCUAACACACACCACAGACAAGAGGGACGUUAUAAUAAUGAUAGUGAUAGUAAUCAUAGGCUGAGGAAAUCUCGAAGGGUUUCAAUAUUACAUAAAUUUAUAACAAAUUGGUUAAUUAUGGAUCCAAAUCUAUUAGAUCACAAUGACGAUAAGCCACUCAGGAAGAAUUAUCAAAAAUCUGAAAAUUCCAAAUAUGUAUUCUUUUUAGGUGGAAGAUUACAUACUAUUAAAAGUAAGAAUCCAACAAGUAUAAUCACAUUCAUGUUAAUUAUUAUCCCUGGUGUAUUAUUCAUUAUAUUUGAAGCCUCAUGGCAUUGGAACAAUAUAUCACCUGCUAUAACAAUGAUAUUUAUUUAUUUAUGGAUGAUUAAUAUUAGCUUAUUUUUGAAAUUAGCCACAGGUGAUUCGGGAAGACUACCCAAGAAUAUUCAUAUUCCUAAAAAACUAACCAAAGUACAACAACAAUCACAGGGACAUAUUGAUCAUUGGGAAAUUGAUGAUCCUCCACUGGAAUAUUUUAAUACUUUAACACUACCUUAUGGUAAGAAAGAUCAAUUGGGAAUCCAAGUGAAAUAUUGUACUACAUGCCAUGUUUGGAGACCUUCAAGAACAAGUCAUUGUGGGAUUUGUAAUAUAUGUGUAUUAAAUCAUGAUCAUCAUUGUAUCUUUUUGAAUAAUUGUAUUGGACAAAGGAAUUAUAAAUAUUUCUUAUGGUUUUUAUUAAUCACUGUUGUUAAUUGUUUUUAUUUGUUGAUUGUAUCAGUUAUUCAAUUAUGCUUUUAUAGAAUUUAUCAUCAUUAUCAUAAUCAUAAUCACCAAGAGACAAGUAUACACAAUAUGAGACAGUCGGUUCAACAUCAUCCAGUUGGGUUAUUGAUUGUUAUCUAUUCAAUAUUAGGUAUCGUUUACCCGUUGUUGUUAUUAUUAUUUCAUGGGCUUUUAACCAGUCAAAAUAUAACAACAAGAGAAUAUCUAAAUUAUGUUUAUAAACAAAAAAAUGGUGAUUUUGUCAAUGUUUAUCAAAGAUCAUUUUUCAGGAAUUUAUACAUCAAUUGGUUGGGUAAAUCAAGUGGCGUCGGGUUGACUUUCCCAUUAGAUAUUUACAAAGAUGGUGAUUUAAGGUAUCAAACAAUCGACCCCUUGAAAGCAUUUGAAUAG